AUGGCGGAGGAUCAGUAUCAGAAGGAUGUACUUUACAUUCAUCCUUCAAACAAUUCCAGUUUUAUACCGACUUCUACAACUUUGAUUGGAUCAAAUUACCUGACAUGGAGUAGAGCAGUGUACGUUGCUCUAGGAUGCAAAAUGAAGCUUGCCUUCAUUGACGGAUCGUUUCCUCGACCACCAGUUGGAUCUGCUUUGUUUGAACAAUGGAGAAGAGCAGAUCUCAUGGUGACAUCUUGGCUCUGGAACUCAAUCUCGAAAGAAAUCGUGGAGGCCUUCAUGUAUUUGUUGAAUGAUAAGAAAAGGCAGCAUGGAGGACAAUAUAAUUUUUCUGGUAAUCUGGAAGCCAAAGCAGUGAACAAAGUGGAGAAUACAGCUUCCAACAGUGAAUCAAAAACAGAUAUGGCGGAUUUAGUGACUGGGUUAUUGAAAAUGGUCAAACAGAAGAAGAACAUUUUUGAUCCAAUAUCUCAUUUCGUGAACUUUGUACACUUUGAAGAUCAGUUCGUAGGUAACACUCUUAAGCCUUCUGCUUUAAAUUUUGGUAACUGGAUAAUUCAGUCAGGAGCUAUAAAUCAUGUGUGUGCAUCUCUGUCAUGUUUUGAGUCAUAUUCCACUCCAUCUUGCGCACAUUUUGUUCAUUUACCUGAUGGAACCAAAAAGGACCAAGAGACUGGAGAAGUGGUGGCAAGAGGGGUCUUGAUGAAUAAACUUUACAUUCUGAAAUCUACUGCUUCCAUUUCUCUGCUUAGUGCUGCUGUAUCUACACCUCAUUCUUGUGGUGCUAUGAUUGACUGUAAUGAAUUUGUGUGGCAUAAAAGAAUGGGACAUACUUUUAUGUCCGCUAUCAAACACAUUCCUGAAUGUAAAAUCUCGAAUGAUUUUGUGGAUAUGCAAUGUGAUAUAUGUCCUAAAGCUAAGCAGUCCAGAAUUAGUUUUAAACCAAGUCUUUCCCAGUCUCUUGUUCCCUUCGAAUUGGUUCAAUUAGACCUUUGGGGGCCGUAUAGAACACCCAGUAUAUCUGGCUACAGCUACGUUCUUACUAUCUUGGAUGAUUUUAGCAAGUCCUUGUGGGAAUUCCUCAUUAAACAUAAGGACCAAGUUCCUGCCACACACUGCUUUCUCAGCCAUGAUUGA
Molecule: messenger RNA, 1137 nt
Organism: Sesamum indicum (sesame)
Lineage: Eukaryota; Viridiplantae; Streptophyta; Magnoliopsida; Lamiales; Pedaliaceae
Source: RefSeq, a predicted model, not a curated record